GUGGUUGAAAAUAGGGCAUAUUUUUAAUCUUUUAGAAAAAAGAACCAAAGUAUGCCCCAACUCAGUAUGUCGAUGUGAAAAAAAAUUAAAGAUAAUCGAAAAUUGUGAGCAAUGCAAAAAUAAUAUAAAGUGUGAGGCAGAAUACCUGAUAAUGUGUAAUGAUUGUCUUUAUGAAGUAUUAGAGGGAGAGUCUGCUAACUGGUCAAGUGGAAAUUUGCUAAUUGAUGAAUUUAUUAAAAAAACACAGCGGUCAUUAUAUUAUACUCGAUACCCUGAACGGAUUCCAUAUAAUUUUUACAUUCGAUACUCUGAAUGGAUUUCAUAUAAUUUUUUAACCAAAAUAAAAUAUAUUGGUGGAGGCGAAUUUG
Racocetra persica is the source of this 368-nucleotide messenger RNA. The record is from the annotation of a GenBank genome assembly. NCBI's taxonomy places the organism in Eukaryota, Fungi, Glomeromycota, Glomeromycetes, Diversisporales, Gigasporaceae.